AUGGAGGUCGGUGAUAAUAAAAUAAUAUCUGAAUUAAGCGACGACAAAAAAUCAUUUGCUGGAAUACCUGAAGCUGCAUUUGUGGAAGAUGUUGACGCUUAUAUGGCAUUGCCGGAGAACAAUGGCCAGGUAGACAAAGCACUUAAGAGGCUGGACGAGAGUCACAGCAAGUACAAAUUCAUGGAGUUCAACUUAGCGAGUAAGAGGCGAAGACUUAGGUCCCAAAUUCCGGAGCUCGAGAGAGCGCUGGAGAUGAUUAAAAAAUUGCAGGCUGAGAAGAACAGUAGCCAGAACCUCGAGACGCAAUUUUUAUUGUCUGAGCAAGUAUUUGCUAAGGCUAUUGUCCCACCUACUGACAAAGUGUGUCUGUGGCUUGGUGCUAAUGUCAUGUUGGAGUACACUUUGGACGACGCUCAGGAAUUGAUGGUUAAAAAUAUCGAAACUGCGAAGACAAAGUUGGUCCAAGUUGAGCAUGAUUUAGAUUUCAUUCGCGAUCAAUUUACCACCACUGAAGUUAACAUGGCCCGAGUUUACAACUGGGACGUGAAGAAGAGACAAGCUGCUAAAACUACCUCGAAAUAA
Molecule: messenger RNA, 582 nt
Organism: Cotesia congregata
Lineage: Eukaryota; Metazoa; Arthropoda; Insecta; Hymenoptera; Braconidae
Source: the annotation of a GenBank genome assembly